AUCAGUCGAUAAAACAGAUGAUAUAUAUAUAUAUUAACCGACAUUAACCUAUUUCUUUGUGUGAAUAUUAUUCCAUAUGGAAGAAAACCAUUAUAUAAUAUAUGAGUAUUGAUAUAUUAUAUGUUAUUUAAUGUUGUUUUGUAAUAUUUUAUAGAAUUUUUUAAUCUUUUUAUUAACUUAGAAUUUUAGUAUAGAUUUGAGAUAGAAAAAUCAAAAUGAUAAAAUUGAAAACAUUGCCACUACUUGAUAAAACAAGCACAAUCAUUGUAGAAGAAGAUAUUAAUGUAUCUUAUGGAAAAGUUCUUAUCGCAGGAUGGUUACAAAUGUGGAAAGAAAUAGAACCUAAUGGUAUUAUAGAAUUAAUGUCUUUUGUAAAUCCGAAAUCUUGGUAUUUAAAUGGACCAAAACCAUAUACAUUAGACAAUGUAAAUAUAUCUGAUUAUUAUACAGUUGAACCAAAUAAACCUCAAGAAAAUUUUGUUAAUAUUUUACAAGAUAUACUUGACAGAGUAACAGAGAAAUCUAUAGUGUUUCUUGAUAAUUUGAAUUCUUUGAUAUUAUAUGUAGGCCUUGCAAAUUCAUUACGGUUUGUAGAAACACUUAAAAAAAAGGUACAGCGAUUAAUUUGUCUUUUUAGACAAGAUUGUAUUCCAAAUAAGAUAUUAUCUAUUGAAACUAUGGGAAAUACAUAUGUUAGAUUACAUAAAUACUGUGGUAUGCAUUCAAAUAAUGAAUUUACUUAUAUUGCAAAUUACAUACAUCGCAAACCAGGAGGCAAAAUAUUGCUUGGGUCAGAAUUAGUGAGACAAGAUAUCAAAACAUAUGAUAUACAAUCGGAAAAUUUAAAAACACAGCUUAACUCUGGAAAAAAUUCAAUAAAUGAUGCUACAAAAAUUGUAUCUUCUUUUAGAAUAGAAAUAAAUGAACAUGAAAUGAAACAAAGAGAAAACACGCCAUUACCUUAUAUGUCUGUAAUAAACGCGGAAAAUAACAAGUCUAAAAUUUUAUAUAUACCAGAUGAAGUAGAUGACUUGGAUGAGGAAGACCCGGACGAUGAUUUAUGCAUAUAAUUUGAUGUUUAUUAUGUUUGUGUAUAUAUAUAUUCAUCUAUCCAAACAUUUGUUAACCAUCGUAUAUUUAUUACAUUUUUCUGUACAUUCAUUUAUUAGAUAUAAGUAUUAUCCUAUAAUAUAAUAAAUAUGCUAAGCUCAAUUAAUUAAAAAGAUUGUAUACACAAGAAACUAAUUUUUAAACAGGAUUAAAAUAUAUAUUAAUUACAUAUA
This is a messenger RNA of Vespa velutina, 1283 nucleotides long. RefSeq lists its product as uncharacterized. Gene Ontology annotation, biological process: tRNA wobble uridine modification. Gene Ontology annotation, molecular function: tRNA binding. Bases 216 to 1070 code for a protein of 284 amino acids. Gene Ontology annotation, cellular component: cytosol; nucleus; elongator holoenzyme complex. NCBI's taxonomy places the organism in Eukaryota, Metazoa, Arthropoda, Insecta, Hymenoptera, Vespidae. The transcript has 2 exons. The record is from RefSeq and is a predicted model, not a curated record.